Messenger RNA from Aureobasidium melanogenum CBS 110374, 1575 nucleotides. RefSeq lists its product as uncharacterized. The transcript is spliced from 3 exons. NCBI's taxonomy places the organism in Eukaryota, Fungi, Ascomycota, Dothideomycetes, Dothideales, Saccotheciaceae. The record is from RefSeq and is a predicted model, not a curated record. The coding region runs from base 1 to 1575 and encodes 524 amino acids.
AUGGACUCGGCUGCUUCCCUGAAUCGUUUGCUUGCCGUUUUGGCUGAGCGUGACAUUGGUCUAGGCUAUGAUGAUCUGGCAUGGUUGUUCGAAUCUCCUCAAACCAGCGAUUCUAUGAUCUCCUGGGUCCAUGAAUAUCUAACAAGUUCAACCCUUCUCAGCCCAGAAGAACUUGACAUGCAUGCAUACAUUUCUCAAUCCAACUACAAAAUCCCAUCUUCCCAUGGAAUGCCACGUCCUAUGCAAGAACCUGAUUUUGAAUCUGCCAUCGAUUCUCUAGAAGCCAGCACUGCCGCUAUAGAGAAGCAAACAGCAAUACUGGAAGCCCAACGAGAUGCUUUUCAAAAAUUGCAGCAUCUCAACAGACAGCCUUCAUCGACCGUCUCUGACAGCGACGAGAAGCGUUCAAGUCAAGCAAGAGCAAAAGCACAGCUGGAUCUGGAAACAAAAGAGCUCACCGAUUCUAUUCAACAGCGGGUCAAUGUAACCAAACGACACGCAGACUCGAGUCUCAAUUUACUCAGGACUUCCUCCCAGCGUCAACUAGAGAAAGACGAUCGCUUGCUUGAUGGAUUGCAGAAAGUCAUGUUCAAACUCGCGCCGCUUGAGUCGAGUGAGAAGCAACUCCCUGAUUUCAACGCUUUGUCGCGUGCUUUGGUGAAGCUGGAAAGCAAAAUUAUCAAGGAUCGAACGAAUGUUACUUAUCUUGGGGCUCUUGAGAGCCUGGCUGAUGAGACUGAUGAUUUCGGACAUCAGGACAGCGCACACGCAGCUCAAGAAGCAUAUGCGUUAGCCGAAGAGCUCGAAAGUUUGAUUACAGAAGUGGACUCGGUACUCGACAUGACCAUCAGCAGGCGGUACCGAGCACCCAUCAUCAAUGCUCUGAAACUAUCCGACGCACAGGCUCAGCUCGAACAGCAAAAUUGGUUCGAAUAUGUUGUAAGGACACUAGACGAACUCGCCCGCAAGACUGAAGAUUUGGCUUUGUGUACUCAAGACGCCUUAGCCUACACAACUGCAAUCAGCCAGGUUUCAGACGUAUUGGCUGAGACACUUCCUCCACCAACACAGCCACCCUCUAGACUCGACAGAAAACCAUCAACCCGAGGUCCCUCGCCCCAAAAGACAAUGAAUCCCAUCCUACACCGCCAAGGAGCCAAAGACCCAGCCCUGGAGAUGCUUGGAUACCACAGUAUACGUAUACCCACCGAGUCUGGAACAGAUUCUGAGUCCGUGUCUCAAGCCUUGCAUUCAGCUGUACUCGAACGUCAAUCACGUCUACAAGAUUUGCAAAAGUCUACAGAGUCUUCUAUAGCUGCUCAGGUGGCUGAAUCGAUCAACACCGCAGAUGGAGAUUUGCAGACUUUACUGGGAGCAUUGUAUGCCUAUUCGCCUCACUCCACUGUACACCUAGCAGACAGUAAAGUCAAGAAAAGGUUGGAACACCUGGACCAUGAGAUCGAGAGGCUGGGAGAUGGUAUCAAGAGGCUUGAUGUUGAUCAGCUUGCCGAGGUGGAACAAAAGAGACUCUCAGCUGCUCUUGAUCGCUCGUCUGGCCGAACCUCCUCGCAAUGA